AUGACACUACUAGCAUCAUUAAAGUACUUAUCAUCAUCCAUAUUACUGCUCAGCACCAUUGCUGAAGCUGCGCCGACAAACAACUAUCCAUUAGCAAUCCAGUAUCCUCCAAUAAUAAAGUAUGGCCAGUCCUACUCUUACCAGCUCCCAUCAGACACAUUCACAUCUUCAGAAUCUUCGGUAGAUUACUCCGCUUCAGAUCUACCAGACUGGCUAUCAUUUGACUCCAACACCAGAGUCUUUAGCGGAGUUGCUCCAACAAUUCAGGAAAAUGACGGUGACAGCAAUGACACACUGAUUUGGUUCAAUCUCAUUGGCACCGACACUGCCGGUGAGACCUCUGUUAAUUCUUCUUUCUUACUGACGGAUAUGCAGGUCGAAUCCGUUCUUACAAAUACAUCUCUUUCUUCCAUUCUCGAUUCCUCCAUUGAGUUUCAAAACUCAGACAGCAUCGUUCUUACUCCAGAGCAAUCCUUUCAAAUCAAGUUCCCCUCGACCUUGUUCAAGGCUGACUCCGAUGCAAACCCUAUCACCUACUACACUGCCCUUACACAAUCCCACACUCCUCUUCCUAUUUGGAUCUCUUUCAACUCCCAAACAUUUGUACUCUCUGGAACCACACCUUCUUUGAGCUCAGACGAUUCGGUCGAGUCAUUCCCUGUUUCCAUUCUCGCCAUCCAAUCCCAUGGCUUCACAAGUGCGUCCAUCGAUUUUAACAUUACGGUUUCUGCACAUACAUUCACGACAGACGUUUUUUUCGUCAACAAAACUGUCAAUAGAACAGAAACCUUUUCCUACAAGCUUCCUCUGGACCAAAUCUUUUUGGACAAUUCCACCUUGUCUCCCAGUAACAUUUCUGCCGUUUCGCUAAACACCACCGGCAGCUCCUGGUUGAGCACUAAUUUUACUACCUUGUAUGGAACCGUCCCUACCAACUUUAACGAUACUGCAUACGAAGUUACCAUUGAAAGCGUUUAUGCUUCCAAUGUUUCCUUCACUCUUAUGCUGAAUCGUGCGGCCGAAGUUGUUGAAAACAGCACCAUUUUCUCUAACAUGUCGACACCAAUUAUAGUCAAUGCCACGACGGGCGAGUACUUCCAGUAUCAACUGCCUAGCACCGUUGUUGAAAAUAAAAACGCAACCAUUGACGCUUCCUACAGCCCAGAGGCGACCUGGCUUGUGUUUCACUCAGACAAUGUCACCUUUAAUGGGUUUGUACCAGAUUCCUUUGAGGGCACCACAGUCACUCUUACAGGUGAAUAUAAAACUACAAAGGAAACGUUUGAGUUUUCUCUCAACUCGAUCCAGGGCAAGGUUGCUAAUCCUACAACUUCGGCUACAGCUACGGCCACGGCAACAGCUACGGCCACGGAGGCAGCUACAAGUACUGAGGCAGCUACGCCAGUCAAGAAAAGCCACAGCAAGCUUGCAGCUAUUCUCUGUGGUGUGCUGAUUCCAAUUUUUUUCAUCAUUGGACUGCUGCUUGUAUUGUUCUUUUUCUGCCGCAGACGCAAGCAGAACGACAAGAAGAUUGAGAUUUCAAAUCCUGUCAUUAACCCAAGUGACGGCGACAAUCACCGAAUUUAUAACGAAAAGGAUGUCGAGGCUGGAGGUGCACACACCACGCACAAUUACGAUACGUCGUUUUCUAGCGACAACUCCAGCACUCCAUUCAUGAACCCCCAAGUCAACUACUCUAUCGGACAAGUUCCAUCGCGCAAGUCAAGUUUUGGCAACAUGCUGGAACCCACUCCGGUUGGAACACCUGUUCCAUCUCUGAAUCACAAGAAGAGUUUUGGCACACCAAUCAUGGCCACAGAAUACAAUCUUUUCAAGUUGGACAACCCCAAUAAACCCUUUGUGAAUGCAGAUGGGUCACCUAUGAGCCACGCGUAUUCGGAGGGGUACAGCAGCGAAGGCACUCAUGUGGGUGAAAAUAGUGGCGACUCUUCUGGUGCCGAUGGCCAUAUGGUGGGUACCACUCAAGAUUAUCCUGGCAAUGUUUUGAGCACGUCGGAGCCUCAGACUGAGCAAACAAGUGACUCAACAACCAGUCGACCAAAUAGCCGGUCGUUGACCGGGCUGCAGCCACAACUAGAGAUUUCAUCUUCGCGCGACGACAAUUCAUAUGUACGCAGCAGCAUCAUUAGCACACACAGCUCGAUUGCGCCAGCAUCAUCAAUGGCGAUGGCGCAGGUGAUUGCGGGUGAUGGCAACAGCGGUGGCAGUCGAAGCAGUAGCAGCAAUAGUAGUGCUGGACGACGAUCAUCCAUUCUUUCCAACAAUAGCGAGGGCGAGACGCCUGGCAAACCACGCAACUCGUGGCGACAAACAUAUGAGCCUGGGCGCCGGUGGCACUCACGACAGCAGGGCGGGUCUCUUGCGACAAUUAGUACCGAUGAGCUUUACAGCGUGAAGCUUGUGAACGAGGAGGGUAAUAAGCGAGGGAGCGCAGCGCUGCCGCAAAGCCAGAGCGCGAAUAGCAUAUACAGCAGUCUGAGCGGCAAAGUCGCAGACACACCAUCGCCGAUUCUGCGGCGGCUGGGGAGCAUGACAUCUACGUCUUCUGAGAGACGCUCGCAUAGCAACUCGACAUCCAUUGGGUCAUCAUCGUUUUCGUCGGAGAGCCCUAGGGCAGGUGGUGAUUUGAUACAUUCUUUGGAGCCGCCAUUUGCAUCGCAUACUUCGGGCCUGGACACUGUUCCUGAAAGCCCACAGCUUGGAGGGUCCAUGCCAUCAACAGCCACUAGUACGCCAGUGGUGCGACCAGCAACAGCCGGAACCAUGAUGACGGGGGGGACUGGUAGCACAUUUUUCGCUCGUGGAAGCACGGGGCCUUAUGGCACUCCACAAUCUGGAGCUACGCAGUCACGAGUAGAUUCUGAGUUAUAUCAAACGGCAAGCAGCGGUGAGAGUGGGGAUGAAGAGGGAAGCAAUGAGAGUGAGUUUGAUGAGGAUGAAAUGCAAGGCCAGCAGUCGACUCCUAAGAAGAGUGCAAGAGUACAGUCGCCUGUUGGACACGAUCUGGAUCCUGGGUUUGUUUUUGGGGCACCGUCUGGGAUGCCAGUGCAAUACCAGCGACAAUCCAUUGCGACUACGUCCAGUUUGACGACAUCCACUGGGGAGUCUGAGCCUUCAAUGGCCGGCACACCACGCCGGACGUCGUUUUACACCAAGGAAAGCCAGGUGACGGAUUAUGACACCAGCGCGGACACUAUGGUUUUAAGGAGAGUAGUGAAUACAGCGACACCGACCUCUGUGGUAUCUUCACGAGCUGCCGGGGCGAGUGCGCUGAGUACACGACCCAUGUCGGUAGUAUCAACCAGUUCAGAGGCGAUGCGGCCUGGGGAGUUGCGCAUUGUGCAGGGCACGCCGAGUCCUUAA
This is a messenger RNA of Magnusiomyces paraingens, 3384 nucleotides long. RefSeq lists its product as uncharacterized. NCBI's taxonomy places the organism in Eukaryota, Fungi, Ascomycota, Dipodascomycetes, Dipodascales, Dipodascaceae. The record is from RefSeq and is a predicted model, not a curated record. Gene Ontology annotation, cellular component: membrane. The coding region runs from base 1 to 3384 and encodes 1127 amino acids. Gene Ontology annotation, molecular function: calcium ion binding. The transcript has a single exon.